AUGGCCUCCCUUUCCCCAGAGCUGUGGCACAUGAUUGCCAGCCAUCUCAGCAUACACGAUGCUACACAACUCCGACUCGUCAGCAGGUACUUUGCGGAUCUCGCAGGGCAGUACAUCAUUCCGGAAAUCUCAUUUCACAUGCACCAAGACGACUUUACGCGUCUCAGGGAAAUUUCGCGCAGUGGCGUCCUUGCACCAAGCGUCAGGUCGCUGACUUACUUCACGACCUUGUACAAAACUCCAGUGGGGACGUUUAGGGAGUUCAAACGAUACCACAAGGAGGAAAUCUGGAUGAAGAAGCUUAGUAAUUGGCGCACGCCCGCCAUUGAGGAGGUUAAGCCUGCUGAUGAGUCAACAUUGUUGUCCGAGUAUGAGAAAUAUAAACACCUCGUCGACGUGCAAGAUCAGAUCAGAUUCGACAAAGCCGAUCUCGCGUGCCUCAAAGAUGCCCUCGCCAAAUUCACGGGCCUAAGGCAUGCUACCAUGUCAUCUGGUAACCAGUUCCUCAGCAGGCCCGCCCGUCAAACGCGAUCGCCGUUCAGGGGUCCCGUUGAACUACCCAUCGGAUGGCCAAGACCAGAGGGUGUCGCUCAGCUCGAGGUCUUGCUUGAAGCAUUGGCACAUAACAAUAUCAAGCUCGACAGCCUGCGUGCGGGCACUCUCGAAUGGGUAUUCUUCGACAAGCCCCAGGCAGAGCUUGAACGCCUGUUCCGGCCAGCGUUCGACGCGGUGCACGUUGAGUUCGAAAUUGCGCUGGCCCUAGACGACAAUCUGCAUGACUGGGACGAAAACGGUGCGGAGUGCCGGGAAUUCAUGGAAGAGGGCAGGUUGAGGGAUAUCCUGUUACGCAUGAAGAGGCUUGAGGUGCUGCGCGUCGGAUUCCUAUGCGACCAGGACCUGCCGGACGAGAAGCCAGCCAUGCUGAAGGAUAUCAUGAGCCCAGGUCAUCACUGGCCACACCUGCAACGACUCGAGCUGUCAAGCAUCGAGGCUGACAGGCACAGUCUGAUGAAACUCCUGAUCCUACACAAAGACACGCUUCGAUUUCUUUGUCUACAGGACGUUCAUCUAGGUGCAACGUCGUGGAAGAAGCUACUACCAGAAAUACGCAACCAGUUAUAUCUGGAGGACGCGUGUAUCUGUGGUAGUUUGGUGGGCCAAGCGGAAGACAUGCCCGACCAGAGUCUGCGUGAAGGCUGGGAGUUGAGCGUGCCUGGAAUCUGGCAAAACGACAUGAGGGCAUCUAUCAAUUGUUACUGUCAAAAGGGGGGCGAGAAUUACCCGGAUGAGCUCCCGCUCGAGGACGAGAUUGUGGAAAAGCACUUCAAUCAAUACGUCAGACACACUGUCAAAAAGACUCAAGCUGAAGAGUGGGAAGAACAGCAUCGUGUUGACGAGGAGCUGCGCGGCGAGUGGCGUGAGGCUGGGCUGAUACCGUGCAGAGGCAACGAGGACAGCGAGGACAGCGAGGACGGCGAGGGCAGCGAGGGCAGCGAGGACAGCGAGGACAGCGAGCCAGACUGGAUUAGCUACGAUACAGAUGAUUCGAAUGCUGAUCUGUGGGAUGAGCUUAAUUAUAAUGUGGAUCCAGAGGAAAAUAGCGAGGAGGAUAGCGAGGAGGACAGCGAGGAGGACAGCGAGGAGGACAGCGAGGAGGACAUCGAGGAGCUCGAUGAUGAAUUGGCCGCAGUGGAGAGUUCGUCAGAAGGUGACGACGAAGGCGAUGGUGAAGGCGAUGGUGGCUUUCAGGGCAUAACUAUUUUCUACUAA
Diaporthe batatas is the source of this 1770-nucleotide messenger RNA. RefSeq lists its product as uncharacterized. NCBI's taxonomy places the organism in Eukaryota, Fungi, Ascomycota, Sordariomycetes, Diaporthales, Diaporthaceae. The transcript has 2 exons. The coding region runs from base 1 to 1770 and encodes 589 amino acids. The record is from RefSeq and is a predicted model, not a curated record. Gene Ontology annotation, molecular function: protein binding.